This is a messenger RNA of Danio rerio (zebrafish), 2270 nucleotides long. It is a transcript of the gene c8b, whose product is annotated as complement C8 beta chain. Gene Ontology annotation, cellular component: extracellular region; membrane attack complex. The record is from RefSeq and is marked validated. NCBI's taxonomy places the organism in Eukaryota, Metazoa, Chordata, Actinopteri, Cypriniformes, Danionidae. Gene Ontology annotation, biological process: immune response.
UACUGUAUUAUCUAGUCUGUAAUGGUUUGCCUUGAUGUUAACUUACAAUGCACAGCUUUCUAAGAGUGAAUUCAGCAAUACUUUGCCUGGGCAUUUUAUGCUCAUCAUUGAGCAGCGCUGACCCGGCACCUAAAGACCCAGUGGACUGUUCACUGUCUGAGUGGUCUUCAUGGACUCGCUGUGAUGCCUGUCUGAAAAAAAGGUUCCGCUAUGCCACGCUGAUCCAGCCGUCUGAGUUUGGAGGAGAACCGUGUCAAAAUAAUGGUCGAGAGGAGGAAUCAUGUACGCCUCCAGCUCGAUUCUCCUGCCAGAAGUCCUUUGCUAUCUGCCAGGGCUUCCGCUGCACGGUCACAGGCCGCUGUGUGCUGGAGAAUCUGCGCUGUAAUGGAGAUGAUGACUGUGGAGACGGAUCUGAUGAGCAGGACUGUAAGAAAGUCUACAAAGCUUGUAAUCAGCCCACCGAGGAGUAUUACGGCAUCGAGAAUCUUGCUAAAGGAUUCAACAUUUUGAAUGGUAAAAUGGAAGCAGUGGUGCUUGAUAACCGAUAUUACGCUGGCGGCUGCCUGCCUCAUUUUAUCCAAGAUGUUCGCUUCAGGAAGCCGUUUAAUUUACAACAGUACACAAUAGAGACAAAGGGCUCGUAUGAUUUCAACAUGAAGGAGUACGAUUCCUACAGCGAAUACUUCAAGAGUGAAAGUCAUUCAACUCUGUCCAAAACCAGCGUCUCGAUUGGGAUUGCUUACCCCAAUGCCUUUGACUUCAGCUUUGCCUAUAAUGACCACAAAUACAAGCGAUCGGUCAAAAAGAUGCGCACAUAUUCGGGGACGAAAAACAAGUUCAUCCGUGCUCACUCUGAGCUUGAGGUCGCUCGCUACGCUUUAAAACCACAAAACCUGAUGCUACACCCUGAGUUUGUGUCCCGACUGAACGCGCUGCCGCUGGAGUACUCAUACGGAGAAUACCGGCAGAUCUACCAAGACUACGGCACACAUUUCAUCAAGGAGGCAACUCUGGGUGGAGAAUUUGAGUACACCGUUAUCCUCAACGACGAGAAGUUCGAGAAAUCUGGCUACUCACUUGAUGAAACCAAGAAUUGUGUGCAGGUUGGGCUUAAGGUUGGAGUCCAGGUUAAAAAGAUCUAUGUGGGACUUGGACUUUCAGGUGGAAGCUGUGAAGGCCUGCUGAAAGAGAUCGGAGAUUCCACAAAGGAGAGGGAUAUGGUGGAAGAUGUGUUUAUUGUGGUCAAAGGGGGCGACAGUGAGACCGUCUCUCGUCUGGCGGCGAAACAGCUGCCGACUCCAGACAUCAUGCAGAUGUGGGGAGAAGCCGUCUUCUACAAUCCUGAGUUUAUAAGCAAGAAGAUCGAACCGAUUUAUGAGCUGGUGCCACCUCGAGAGGCAAACGCAAACAUCCUAAAGAAAAACCUGAAGAGAGCUCUGUCAGAGUAUCUGAGUGAAAGCAGCGCCUGCAGAUGUUCACCGUGUCUUAAUAAUGGCCUGGCAGUGCUCAAGGGCAUGAGAUGUACUUGUAUUUGUCCAGCGGGUGUCAAAGGAGUGAGUUGUGAGAUAACUCAAAGAAAAGGUUUGGCAAUAGAUGGAAACUGGAGCUGCUGGUCUUCAUGGUCGAGCUGCUCAGGAAAGAUCCAACAUCGCACCCGUCAGUGUAAUAAUCCAGCCCCACACAACGGUGGAGUAGCAUGUGCUGGAGCUCAGGAGGAGUCCGCGGAUUGUGUCUAAAGUGUGUUAUUUACUGGGUAGAAACUGAUUGCAUCGUGUCCUAAUGCAGUUGAAGUCAGAAUUAUUAGCCCUUCUGUAUGCUUUUUUCCCCAUAUCACAUUUUUGAACUUAAUAACUAAUAAUAACUGAUUUCUCUUCACCAUGAUGACAGCACAUAUUUGACUUGUAGACACUAGCAUUCAGCUUUAAAGGCUUCACUAGGGUAAAUAGGGUAAAGUUAGGGUAAUUAGGCAAGUCAUUGUAUAACAGUGGUUUGUUCUGGAGACAAUCCAAAACUAAUAUUGCUUAAGGGGGCUAAUAAUAUUGACCUUAAAAUGAGUUUAAAAAAUGAUGUUGUUGGUUUGCACUGAAUCGCAGUUUCUGAAUUUCAUUUUCAAAACAUCUACUAGUUAUUUUAUUUUCAAGAUGGGGUGAUCUAUUUGCUGCUGCUUUUGGUAGUAUGGCAAUAAAUGUUAAAUGUAUGUAUAAAUAAACGUAAAAUGUGUUUAAACUCACAUUAGGAGCAUUUAACACCGAAUAAAGCCCAUAAUCAGU